GAAGACCAGAGAUUUCUGUCGUUACAUUACAACUYGCUCGCCAGAGAGCCCGACCGUGGUUUCCAGGGAAACUGGAAAUGUGAAGCUUUUCAAUAGACACGCACACACACACAGACACACACAAGCCCCAGCCUAAAGAGCGAGGAUUGCCUAAGAUAGAUUCUUCUAGAGACAAACCUGUAGCCAGCGCUAUCAGAAUMAAUCAAACAGCGGAGCAGCACGGACAGAUGUCGCCUUCAAUCACCACUGAGAUUUGUGAUGUUUGACCUAAUUCUGAAGAAGAGUUGUGGAGAGGCUUCAGUGCGGCUUUGCUGCUGAGGUUAUUUUACCRCUUUCAUGAAGAGGCAGAAUGGGAAGUCUUAAGGAUGAGAAAAAAGGUCUCGGAGAGGACCACCAGUCUUCAAAGAAGUCUGAUAACUGGGGACAUCAGGCAAGCUCAGAGAGCGGCGGUGCUGGCGAGGGACAUCAGCGACACACAAGUCAACAGUCAACAAGUCAAGAGGAGUAUCAGCCCAGUCUGCACAUGAGUGGCAGCUCUGAGGGGGAGAGAGACAAAACCCUGACAUCCAAAGAUCAAGGGCUCUCAGGGGUGGAUGGUGGAACUCCUGAACCGUCGGUCUCUGAGCGAGCAAAAGCCUGUGCAAAGUCUGAUGUAAUGCCUCUGACACCGCAACCCACAGCUCAUCAAACCACAGCCACGCAAAACRAUGCAGCCGUUUCCAUCAAGCCCCAGAGUCAUGGUGACCCUGAGGACAAAAGUGACAGAGAGAAAGUGUCAGUGCYGCCGACUCCAGACCCCUCGGACCCACGUUCACCAGCCCCUUUCGGUCAGCAACACAUGCGCACUCAGGUGAGUCUGGAAGUGGUCCAGUGUCACUCAGCAGCCACCAGCCCCAUGACUCCCCCCGAAGGUGGCCAAUCCUUCUUCUUCCCGAGCUCUUUUGCGAAAUGCGAGGGCAUUGCUGCUGACACCAAAGACGCAGAGCUGCAGGUGGGUCAGCAAGUGGAGUUCUGCUCUGUCGCCACCUCCCCCAUGACCCCGAAGACGCCGUCUACCACGGCUUUCCCGAUGCUCGUUGGGAAAGAGGCAGCGCAGAAGGGAAUGAGAACGGAUAAGGAGCAAAAUCAUUGCCGGGAACAAGAAAGUUUUGCAGCAACAAAAAGUCAGGUGGAAACAGAAUCUGGAGGGAGUUCCACCGGCUGUCUGGCUCCUGGAUCAAUCCAUUCAUCGGGGACMUUUGACGAUGGUAAACAGCAGUGUAAGCAGCAGAGGAUGGGCAGCAUGGAUCAAGACAUUACAAUCCUGGUGACCCAACAUGGCAACAAUGAGGAGGAAGACGAGAAUAAGGAAGAGUCACACUUUCCUCCAGUUGAUCAAGAGAUGGUGAAAAUUGAAGAAUACGAGGAAGAGAAAUGUGAGGAUAGAAAGGAAGCUCCUGAAAAGCCAAACCAAAAACAACCCGAGGAACAAAAUGACUGCAGUGAAGCUGAAAAUUCAGAGCUCACCGAGAACACGGGCACAGGAGAAAAGGCGAUCGACAUUUCCGGCACAAAGCCUCCUGAAUCUCCAGCCCCCUACGGCUGCCACAACAUCCGAACACAGGUGAGUCUGGAGGUGGUGCAGUGUCACUCUGUAGCUACCAGUCCCAUGAYGCCCCCUGAAGGGGACCAGGCCUUCUACUUUCCCAGCUCCUUUGGGAAGUAUGGGUCCGACGGAGCAGGGACAAAAGACGCCGAGAUGCAGGCGAGUCAGCAGGUGGAAUACCGCUCUGUUGCGACGGCACCCAUGACCCCAAGAACUCCCAUUGCUAUGACCUUUCCUGAGAUCAAGAAAGAAGUGAGCAUAGAGGAGAAGAUACAGGAGGAGAAGGAGGAAGAGGAGGAGAACCAAAAAGAACARCCGACUGAGUGCCAAGAGAAGAAACGUGAAGAGGAAGAAGUAAAAAAAGAGGAAGACAAAACCGAUGUAAACUCUCAGGAAGAAGAUGAGGAGAAGAGCGAGGAGCCAGUGCAGGAGGUGAGCUGGGACGAGAAAGGGAUGACGUGGGAAGUGUACGGGGCAGUGGUGGAAGUAGCCGUGCUGGGCUCGGCCAUCCAGAAACACCUGGAGAAGCAGGUGCUGAAACAGAAGCAGCAGUCCUCAGUCGCACCGCCGGAGCCCUCAGAGGUGGGGCAGGUGGGGCCCGGUAAGGGCCGGGCGAGGAAGAAAGAAGAAGAGGACGGUAAGGGGAGCCGACGCAGGAGAAAUCCCUUCCGGGGGCUGAUGGAGAACGUGCAACAGCCUCACUGCUGCACCCGGGCUCACACCAGCGAGUGAUGGGAGAGUGGAAGCUUUAACAGCUGGCCGAAGAAAAACAAGCUGCGCUCAACAAUCCCAUCUGAUAAACGUGGCUGUGACUGAUUUACAACCGCUUGACAUCCUGUUGACAGGGUGAGAAACAAAUCACACCCUCGCACGAGACAAACGAGCUUAGCAGCGUAUAGAGUGGGUCACCGGAAACAUUCUUCACAGAGAAACAACCAGGCUAAUGUAUUCAAAUCGCUUUUCUAAAAACUUCCUGUGACAUCACUGGGAACRGACUGACAGGGUAAUUGACUCCAAGUUACAACAAGCGAGUGAUACAUCAGUGUCAUUGUUAGCCCAGCUCCUCUCCGUUUAUUAUUUUUCCUCUCGGCCCACUUAGUCAUUUCAGCUGUCUUUGCUUUUUUUUAUGCACUUCAGACAAUAUGAAGCCAUGGCAACAAGCUCUCCUUCUGCUGGCUGUUAAGAAGCUUAACACAUGCAGCUGAGAGGGAUAAUGGUAGAUUUCUACUUACAGCCUGAAGUCUGUCUGUUAAGUGCAGAGGUCAUUUUGAUGGAAAUUUAAAUGGAUACAAGUUGCUUUUAUAUGUGCAUAAGAGGAGUCUCUGCCAUUGCUGCAGGCAUUUAUUCACACAUUUUAGUCUUUGCUUCAACUCUUUUGUGUGGUUAAAAUCAAUGUAAUUAAAGGGAUUGUUUGGACCUUUUGAAGUGGGGUUCUGCAGAAAGUUCUGAACAGCUAAUAUCUAAUCUUGUAGAUAGCUCAUUCAGCAACCUCAGGUUGUAGAAAUAGAGUUUAUUUCUGACCCAGAAUAACAAGCUAAGAACAAGUCUGAACAUGAGCGGCACCAAAUUGGAUUGCUGCCAUCCUAAAACCAUUCUCAAUAAAAUUUCACAGAGUUUCAUGGAAAUGUUGUUUUAUAAACCUUUGCAUCAUCGUCAGUCACUGUUAUUUACAUGAAAUCAGUGUUGCCAACUUGUUGCUUUACACAGACCGCUCUAGCGACACUUUCUAAACACCGAAUACUGACACAUUCAGUUACUUAUUCUGGUGUUACUACAGACUUUUCGAGACUCUGACGUGAAAACGCAUAUCGUUUUUACACUUCUCAACGAGCAGCAAGUGCAAAGAACUAACAGGUGGUCCGGACCUUAAGCAGCAUCCCUCCCAGCAGCAGAACAGGAGAUGUGCACCCCUCCACAUCUAGACUGCUAUUGAAUCACAUGCAGUAUGUGCAAAGGUGCCACUGUAAACGCUGUGUCUGUGUUUUUUGAUUUGUUUAACAAAACCACUGCACUAAAAAAAUCCAAGUGUCUAUCAGUCACUUUUCCCAAACCCAGGUAAAAUAGGAGCGUUCAAAUUGGGACUUUAGCAGRCAACAUAGUUCAUUGCACUCACUCUUUAUUCCUCCCAUGAUGUUAUUGCUUUCUGGCCAGUUAUUCAAAUUAGAUAAUGAUGACUCUGAGCAACUCUUAGAAUAUUCUGUACAUGGUUUGAGCUCUUAUUUAGUGCCUGAAAUAUUGUAUGAAUAUUUACAUAGAAGUAAAACCAACUCUUUUUUGGAAAAUACUUUCCAUUGACCACACAUCACCUGGAAUUGAAAAGUUUUGAACUAUCCUUAAGUGAAUCUUUUCAGCAUUUCUCUCACAAAACUACCAAAUGCUUUGUUGCUGCAUGAAGGUGCAUGGAACAUCUUCCCAUUCCACUAGCUUUUUGUGGCAUCCAAAUUAAACACGACAAUGUUCCCUUUUAAAAGGACAAAUUACCAGAUCUUGUUGGUAUUUUCUAAGCAAACCUCCAGCCUCAAAAACCAGCAAGUGUCAUUGGAAUGCCUGAAGCACUUACCUUAGCUGUCACAAAGAUUGUCAAUUAUUAAACUCAUGAUGAUUUAAAGGGGCGAUAUCAUGUGCUUUCUAAGCCUAUAUUUAAAUUUUAUACUGAAACAAAGUAACUAUGUCACAUUUUCAGCUUAUGAAAGAGCUAUAUAUUAGUAAAAA
Molecule: messenger RNA, 4297 nt
Organism: Austrofundulus limnaeus
Lineage: Eukaryota; Metazoa; Chordata; Actinopteri; Cyprinodontiformes; Rivulidae
Product: G protein-regulated inducer of neurite outgrowth 1
Exons: 2
Coding region: 350-2317 (655 amino acids)
Biological process (GO): neuron projection development
Cellular component (GO): plasma membrane
Source: RefSeq, a predicted model, not a curated record